Molecule: messenger RNA, 3318 nt
Organism: Tilletiopsis washingtonensis
Lineage: Eukaryota; Fungi; Basidiomycota; Exobasidiomycetes; Entylomatales
Exons: 8
Coding region: 153-3263 (1036 amino acids)
Source: RefSeq, a predicted model, not a curated record
CGCCAGCUGGUGCGAGCGGCAGCAAGGAUGCAGAGGCGCUCGGCAAGGGAGCAGAUACAGACGAUGGCGGCACGGGCAAGCAGCGCCGGCGCGGCGUGGCGCUGCCCUCGCAAGUCGCAUGGGUCGUGCCGGUGCUGACGAGCUGGGCCAAGAUGAAGCCGCUGAUCCGCAGCUCCAUCGUCGCGUGGCUCUGCACGCUCUGCAUGGUCAUUCCCGCCGUCGAGGCGCGGCUCGGCAAUGCCUCCUUCCUCGCGCUGCUCGGCGCCUUCAUCCAGCCGGCCGAGAUCCCCCUCGUGGCCGUCAUCGAGCGGGAGCUCUUCACGCUUGGCCUGCAGCUCGUGGCGUGGGCGUGGAGCUGCUUGGGCAUCAAGCUGGCCUCGCUGGCGCGCUCGCGCACCCUCAGCGCCAGCGAGGCACCGCUCACCGCUGUCUUCAGCGGAGAGUAUUUGGAGGCAGGGCCGGCGGUGAUCUGCGGCGUGUUCCUCUCCAUCGGCGCAGCGGCGUGCCUCUAUCUCAAGACCAAGUUCGGGCCGUCGCCCUUCCUCUUCGCCUCCAUCCUCGCCUGCAUCUGUCUCGACAUCAACCUCGCCUACGCGGCGCUCUUUCCGUAUCCCUACUACAAGCUGGCUGAGCAGAUCAUCAUCCCGUUGGCCCUGAAAGCGGCUAUCAGCAUCUGCGUCUCGGCGUGCUUCUUCCCAAAGAGUGUUAACAGCCUAUUCGUCGAGCGGCUGUGCGCCGUACUCGAACCGCUGUCGCUCGCAGCGAGGGACCAGAUCGAGCUGCUGCAGGAGAGUCCGCUGUCGCCCGACUUCAACUUCACGCGCGUGCACGAGCACGUGGCGAAGAGCGAAGGCUCGCUGCUGCCACUACAGGCUUCGGCGCGCCUGCUGACUCGCGAGCUUUCGUUCGGGCUUGCGUCCGGCGCGGAGCUCUCGGAGCUCGUGCUGCUCACGCGCCGCUUGAUGAAUCCGAGCGACGGCUGGGCGUACUUCUACAGCAUCGUGCGCGCGGACCUCAAGCACGAUCGCUUCCCUCACACGCCUCUGCCGUCGCGGGGCGGCACACCUGUUGCUUCGCCGAUGGCGACGCCCAGUCCCUCGCGGCCGCCUUCGCCCACCGGCGCAGGUCGCAGUCAUCUGCAGGCAAAGCCCAACGACGCGGAACAGCACAUGGGCGCGCUGUCACGCCACUUUCCGCAUCUCUUUCCCUCCAGCCGACCGCACUCGCCCGGCUCCGAUCACGACAGUCACAGUCAGCCCUCGCACUCGCGCUGGCAUCUGCAUCUGCCCCGCCACCACGAGCCGGCGCCCGUGGGCACGUGGGAGUCGCUGCGCUUCUCUGCGCUCGAGUCGCGCCUGCAUCGCAAGGAGUACGACGUGCACACCGAGACGUGCAUGCGCAUCCUGGGCGAGACGAGCCGCAACAUCCUUGCUGCACAGGCGGAUGGUCUGGAUCAUGUGGUUGCGUGGCUUGGCGCGCUCAACCACGAGCGCCUCUCGCUCCUGCGGCGUCGCGUCCUCGGAGGCAAGGCGGCCGCCGACGGCGAGAAAUUGAAGAGCACGCGUCUGGUCGUCGAGCAUCUUGAGCAGGAGCUCGCCGAAUUCUCGCGCAACCACGCCAUCGUCGAGCCCUUUGAGCGCAGUCUCGACCCCGACUGUCCGCCGGACAAGCGCGUGCCGCACCGCUACCUCUUCCAGGCCUACGUGCAUGCAUUCCACACGAAGCGCUUUACCGUGCGUUUGCUGGAGCUGCUCAAGGUGAUUGCCAAUGUCGAGGACCAGCGCUCCUCGAAAGGCGGACGCUUCCAUCUGCCGCAACUGCCGCGGCUCUUUCAUGCAGAGACGUGGCGCGCCAUGGGCGAGCCGUCGGCCGACAGCACGCAGCACGACGAUGAGCCGCAGGAGAUUGCCUACUCUGCGCCGCUCGUGUCUAGCUUGGGAAGCACUCGACGCAGGGACCCUGAUGCGCUGGAGCCGGAGAACAUGGUGCAGGAGAUCGGCUCGCGCGCCUCGCACUGGCUGCAUCGCCUGCAGGGUCCGACGGCCGCCUUCGUCGUCAAGGCAGCCAUGACGACGGCGCUGCUGACGCUGCCGUCGUAUCUGCGCCAGACGGCCGGCUUCAUGUACAACGAAAAGGCCGUGUGGGCCGUCUUCCAGGCGCAGCUCUGCCUGGCGCGCCAUCGCGGCGAAGUGGCCUUUGGCUUCGUCAGUCGUAUGAUGGCCACGCUCGUCGGCGCCACGCUUGGCCUGCUGCUCUGGACGAUCGCCUCGGGCGGCAACGAUGCAGCCAAUCCCUACGCAGUCAUGGCCACCGCAGCGGUCGGCUAUCCGUUCCUGAUGCUGCUGCGUCUGCACCUCCCCGGCCCGCCUAUCACGGCCAUCAUCCUCUCCAUCACCGCGGCGCUCGUGAUGGGCUACAGUCUCAAGGACAGCAUAAACCCCACGAUUGGCUUCUCCGGCACCGGGUGGGGCGUCGCUUGGCGCCGCUUCGUCGCUACCGCCAUUGGCACAGGCGCGGCGGUGAUCGUCUCAAUCCUGCCGCCAAGCUCCACGCUGCGACGCUACCAGCGCACAGCACAUGCUGCGAUCAUCAACGAGCUGUGCCAGCUCUUCGCCGAUCUCAUCUCCUUUGCCGCCUCGAGCCACAGCGACGAAGCCGUGCCGCGCGAGCUGCAUGCCAAGCUGCUCACCACACGCAGCAAGCUCCGGCGCAUUGCUCUUCUGCGAGCUGUCGUCUCGUACGAGUUCUCGCUGCGUGGUCGGUGGCCUACCAAGCGGUACGACACGCUGGCGGCCACCGAGAUGGAGAUCUCAAAGCUGCUCAGCCACGCCGUCGUCGUCAGCGAGGAGCUGGGCCCGGCAUAUAGCGCAGCACUGCUGCGCCGCACGCGCGGCUUGGAUCCGCUCUUUCUGGGCGACGUCAUUGCCGUGCUGCAGAUGUGCUCGACGGCACUGCAGACAGGAGAGGCGCUGCCGCAAGUCACGCCUGUGCUCGUCGAGCGACUGCUCCUCGUAGCGCAAGGAGGCUUCGCCAUCUCGCGCGGGGAAGAAGACGAAGAUUUCGGUCUUCCGCGCCUCAUUACUCCCUCCGUCCUCAAGGAGCCGCAGUACCAAGCCUUCUCCGUCGGCGUCAGCGUCAUGUUUGGUCUCGUGCUGCGCUUCGAUCGUCUCGUCAACGCCACGAAAGCUCUCGUGGGCGAAAGAUAUCCGAUCACGCUGGACUUCAACCGCACGCAUGCUUAUCGACCUACAGAGUACAGCUAGCCUCGGGGUCCGGUCCGCACCUCUGCUCCCAUCUCAAUGUCACGCAUCACUCAGC